Ciona intestinalis (vase tunicate) is the source of this 11731-nucleotide messenger RNA. NCBI's taxonomy places the organism in Eukaryota, Metazoa, Chordata, Ascidiacea, Phlebobranchia, Cionidae. The record is from RefSeq and is a predicted model, not a curated record.
ACUUCACAAGGGCCUGAUGAUACCACAGGAUUAAUAGAAAUUGAUUGUGUUUAUUUUUGUGACCGUCAUUACGUAAGCAUUGGGGAAACAGACCGCCGCUCCUGCAUGAAUGACGGAACUUGGACGCCAUCGAUACCAGUAUGCAAAAGAACAUGCAGAUUGCUUGUGCCGCCGUUGCAGGGCAAAAAUGAUGUGCCCUGAGACGCGUUAUAAUAUUGAGGGCCUAACAUGUACGUUUUCUUGCGAUGAUUCUCUAGUAUUGCGAGGAGAGAGUUCCCCCACUUGCGACAGUGACGGAAGCUGGACAGCAUAUGAACCCACUUGUAUAAAGGAAUGCGAAGUCCCACCACCUGUGUUGAACUCUAAAGUUGAACCAGCAGAUUGUUUAUAUGCGGCAUAUGAAGGAAUGACCUGUACAUACAUUUGUAACGAUGGAUAUCAAGUUGUUGGGCCCAGUUCAAUGACUUGCAACACAGAUGGUUACUGGACACCGGUCAACGUCGUUUGCAUGAAAACGUGCCCAAGGAUCGACGCCAUAUCCAAAGGUAAUAUUAAUCCGGCUACAUGUGAAACGACCGACUCUGUCGCGGGGUCUGCUUGUCAAUUUUCCUGUGAUGUAGGGCACUUACUGAUUGGUGACGAAACUCUCGUUUGUACAGAAAGCGGUGUUUGGAAUAAAGCAAUUCCGAAUUGUUGGGUCAAGACGUGUCAAGAUGUUAAACCAUUGUCCUCCGAAAAUAGUUAUACAUAUUGUUUUCCAGAUGAAUACCCUUCGUAUUGUUCAUUGGUUUGUUUACCUCCUUACCAAAUAAACGGGGCUGCACUUGUGUUCUGUAAUGAAAACGGAGUGUGGUCUGGGGCGAUAGGAACUUGUGAACUUCAUUGUGAUAAGCUACCAAAACCUGCACAUGGUGCUAUAUUGCCACUGGAAUGCACAUUGGAAAGUCGGCCUGUAGCGGAGGAAUGCACUUACACAUGCGAACUCUCAUACACGUUUAAUGUAUAUCCGUCAUCUAUUACCCGCACAUGUGGUGUAGACGGAAAUUGGUUGGGUAGCCCGGUAUCUUGUACACCAACGCGCCAAUAUAUGGUUGUGCUGGAAGAGAACGACAUCAACAAUUGUAUAGGUGUUGUAUAUGGCAGCAUAUACCCGGAAAAAUAUGUGAUUGCUGAAUGUGAUGAAACUGAUCAAAGAUACCUGUGGACUCUCGAAGGUGAACAACAAAUAAUGAAUUCGAAAUUUGGAAAAUGCUUGGCAUUUGAAACGCGAGAACCCUUUUCUCAUUUAUCGCUCUUGCCUUGCAAGGAAUACGAAAACACUCAAACAACAUGGGAGUGGCCCCUUGUUGCUGGCGCUAAUUACACCUUGCGUCUAAAAAAACAUAAGUUUUAUAUUUGGAACGGAUACACAAGCUCACCACGGUUGCUUUCGGAAUCUAUUCCAAGGGUGGGAACUCGUUGGAGGUUGCUUGACAUUAAAUCGAAGAUUACAGUAAGCUUCUUUGGUGCUGUAAACGGUAAUAGAUGUCCACCGUUGCCGAGUUUAUCACAUGGUGAAUGGUCGCCGACAAAUUGUCAGUCACCUGAAGUGGAUCAAGGUACGAGAUGUACGUUCUUUUGCAAUGAAGGAUACGAGGUUUCUAACGGUGAGUCUUCGGCUCAAUGCGGGGGUGGUAUAUGGCAGGGAAACAGUGGACCAAUUUGUAGAAAAUCAUGCUUGGCAUUCCCGUUGUAUUCGUUUCGAAAUGGUUCAGUCACGCCGACACAGUGCCUUUCUGAGCCUUACGUAAAACGUGGAACGGUGUGUUCGUUUAAUUGUGGGGCUGGCUUAUACAUCGAGGGCGAACAAAAUGUUAUGUGUCUUGACGACGGAAGUUGGAGCACUUCUGAACCAACAUGUAUUCACAAAUGUCCGCCAUUUCAAAUCCCAACGCACGGAAGUAGUGACCCAACUAACUUGUGCGAUGACAUAUCUGCAUCAUUGCAUAAGCCGAACACGGUGUGUGCAGUUCGUUGUGAUUAUGGCUACGUUGCUUCCAGUUCGCCAAACCUGUUGUGUAGACACGAUGGUACAUGGAACAACACGCAGCUGACAUGUAAACGAAAAUGUCAGGUCCCUGUAGCGCCCGUAUACGGUACAGUUACAUGCAACAACACAGACCAACAUUUUCCAGAAGGUACAUCAUGUACCUUUCAAUGUGACGGUACCCGAAAGCUAUCGCCAAAAAAUUCGACAUCAAUGUACUGCCUUAACAGUGGUGUCUGGAGUAUUUCUCGACCUGAAUGCCAGAACCCGUGUCCAGUAAUAUCGCCGAUCGCUAACGGAUAUGUUUCACCGCCAUCUUGCCUUGGUCCAGAUCAGCUGUUAAAUGGCCAAGUCUGUUCUUUCAGAUGUGACUACGACUAUACUUUAUCAUCUGUGGCGCCUACGUCAUGCCAGACAACCGGCCAGUGGAGCAAUGUUGUCCCAUAUUGUUACCCGGAUGUUCAUUUCAUUAUGAAACAAGCCGCUACCAAUUCUUGCAUGAUAAUCAAGCACUACGUUCACCACAAUGCUUUCAAGGUGGAAAAAUUGUCUCUGACCGAAUGCAAUAAAACGAACACGCUCCAUAAAUGGUCCCGCACUGCUGCUGGUCAAAUACGGAACGUUGGUACCGGGUGGUGUCUUACAUCAGACAGUUACGGUUUUAUACUUGUAACUGACUGCGACAUAGCGGACAACAAGCAACUUUGGGAGUGCCGAAUUCUUCACGACGGCUUUAAUUUCGUGUCUGUAAUAAAUGCAAAAGCAACAGAGUCUUUAUUACGAACCGGUUCCAGUAAGUCGCUUUCUUUGCAUCUUGAUGUCCCUGACGACUCGUUCACUCAUUAUACCUGGGAAGCAGUUAACUAUGUCGGUGACGAAGGCGCAGUUUGUGGCAUGGCGUCAGGAUUAAAAACAUGUCCACGUUUAAUGCUGUCUUCCGAAUCCACUGUGUCUCCUGCAAGCUGCUAUAACGCACCUUCCGUAAACACUCAGUGCACGAUAACCUGCAACAGCGGGUAUGAAUUGCAAAGCGGUUUGACCAGUAAUAUUGUUCAGUGUCAACAAUACGGAAAGUGGAGCUCACACGAUACAAUAUGCAAAAAGCUAAAGUGUCAAAGUCUCGCAAAUCCAACUGGCGGUGCGAUCCACAAUCCUGAUUGCGCAAAUACGAACACCCCAGCUUGGUCGGAAAUAGAAUGCAAGUUUGUAUGCUACCCAGGCACGGUUUUUGUUACUGAGGGAGUGUCUGAUACUCUCGUCUGCCUUGGUUCUGGUAUGUGGAGUGACGUGGCACCAUCGUGCCUUGCAAUCUGUCCUGCGCUUACUUCUCCAACAAACGGCAAAAUCUUACCAGCUAGAUGCACAGAGACUGCACAAUCAAAAGACGGCGAUGUCUGCACAGUCACAUGUAACACACAUUAUGAGCUUAUUGGAUCUUCGGUAUUGGAAUGUCAAAAUGGAGCCUGGAGUGGUUCUGUACCAACUUGUGAACCAAUGACAGGUCCACGAACUUGUCCUCGGCUACCGUGUUGUAUCUUACAUGGAAUUAUAGGUCCUCUGCAUUGUAGCACUGCCGGAGUGCGUGUCAAUGUAGCUUGCUACGUAGCUUGCAAUUGGCGCGCCAUACCUGACCGGACGCUUCCAGCCUACACAUAUUGUCAAGCAAAUGGGAAAUGGAGCUCAGAGCUACAAAGUUGCAAAACGAAGUGUCCAAGUCUCAUUGCACCUCCGCACUCUACUUUACAGCCAUCGCGUUGUUCAGGAGAUACCAACGUAGAAGGGGAUCAGUGCACAGUUGUGUGUGACAGCAUGUACGGCAUAGCGGGAGACCCUACAUUGGCUUGUUCAAUUAUUGCAGGGACAAUUUCUACAGAAUGGAGCCAACAGGUACCCAUUUGUGUAAAAUCCGUACAGUUUAUAAUACGAGCACAGUUUGCCCCCUCACUGGACCAAGAUAAAUGUCUCUCGGCUCACUUGAAUGGUUUUGUCGUGAGAAGUAUUUGUAACACCUCAAAUUCUUACCAACAGUGGGAAUGGAUGGACGGAGAUAGAAUUCGAAAUGUUGCAACGCAAACGUGCAUGGUACCACAAACUUCUAUCACAUAUUCAUUCGUUGUUUUAAAACCGUGCUUACAACUGGAAUCUCAUUGGAAAUGUAAAUAUUCUUCUACUUUGUACAGUGAGCUGCAAUAUCACGAAUUCAGCCUUGCCAUGGGUCGAGUCGCACAUGCAGAACGAAUUUUCGUUGUAGAUACAACAACAGAGGAACCACAGUGGGCUGAAAACAGAACUACCCUUUUCUUUGCCAGCACUAUGGCACAGGUCGGCACAAUAUGCGCCUUUAGAUCACGUUCUAGCUGCGCGAAACUUCCAUCUAUUCCGAACGGUUACGUUCAAAGUGGGUGCGAACAGACCGAAGACAUCGAGAUUGGAAGUGAAUGUUCUUAUUUCUGCAAUGAUGGUUACACGCUGGUAGGUACGUCGACAAAGGUAUGUGGACCAAAUGGCAUUUGGAAUGACGCUGAAAGUCCAUCCUGUAAAGCUGAAUGUCCACCGGUUCCGUUACCGCAUUACGCAGCUGUGACACCAACAAAAUGCUCUGUGCAAAAUAGUCUUGAGGGCCAAGUGUGCAACUUCAAAUGUUACAACGUACAAGACCAGAUUACUGAUUUACCGGAAAGAAUUUGUGAAAGUAACGGCAAGUGGUCCAGCGAAACGGGCCUUUGUCACCAGGGAUGUCCUAUUUUACGGGUAGAGCCCCCAGCAACAGUUUCUCCACCAUCAUGUAGUAAGACUCCACGAUAUACGGGUGAUGUUUGUACGGUUUCGUGUGCAAGUGGCUAUAUACUGAAAGGUUCUUCAGUUAGAACGUGCACCAGCAGUGGUGUAUUUACCGGCGAAUUCAGUCAUUGUGCACGGUCAUGUCCAGCCCUAUCCACAAACUCCAACGGUCACAUUCUUCCAUUGGAUUGUCUCGGUAAUACCAAGUCCUCGGGGGACAACUGCAUAUACUCAUGUACUCCAGGAUAUAGUAUUGUAGGGGACCGCAUUCGAGCAUGUAAAAGUGAUGGAGUAUGGUCAUCUGAAGCUGCCACUUGCAAAAAAACUUGUCAACCAUUACCUUCGCCUACAAACGGUCGAUUAGUUUGUCCAAAGUCGAUUCAUACUGUCGGGGAUAUUUGUAAGUUAACCUGCGACCUGAACUAUGUAGUGAAUGGCCAGGACAGCUUGCGAACUUGCUUAUCAACUGGACAGUGGAGCGGCACAUCAUCAACAUGCGCACGCGAGCAGCAGUUUAUAUUGUAUCAAAGCAUCCCACCGAACGAGCCCGUAUGUAUGUAUGCGCCAGAGGAUGGCACGGACAAUUCGGCGCUUGCAAUGAAAAAACGUUCGGAGUGUAGCUACCACGACCCAGCAAAUAUGUGGUCUUGGUAUAAAAAACGACUAAUCAGAAACGCAAUGUUAAGAAAGUGUAUAACAGGCCUAUUUUCGGCCCCACCUCCAUACCUGGUACUGCGCACAUGCGAUGAAACGGAUCUCGACCAGCAGUGGGAAUGUGCAGGUCCCGAGCGCACAUGGUUUAUACGACUUAUUAGUCAAGACACACAUCUGCGUGUUUAUAAUCUUUCCCCAUAUCCCAUGUAUAUUUUUUUGUCAUCCAAGCAUAUUCUUCUUUACACAGAAGAUGGUUUAGACUUCACUGCGGAACGAACCGGUGGAAUAACUGCACAUAUCCAAUGGUAUGCUAAUAGCACGAUCAGCGAAAGAGCUUUAGUAUGUACAGCACGGGAAGAAGGGACCUGUCGGGCUAUAGAAGUUGAAGGAUCUGUUCAAAUCAUCCCAUCGCAUUGUAGAACACAAGAAAUUCAAACAGGUGGUGAAUGCUACUUUAGUUGUCCACCUUUAACCAAUCUUGUGCCUUCGGUACAUAAGGUUGUUUGUCUGAAGACUGGUCUCUGGUCCAAUUCCCCACCAGAGUGCCGCCAAACAUGCCCAAUACUUUCUAGUUAUGUAACCGAUCGAAUGCAUGUCACUCCAAGUCAAUGUUCUUCUGAAGUAACAACUCUUACUGAAGGAAACACAUGUCUUUUUUCGUGCCGUUCUGGUAUGAGGUUGGUUGGCCAGGCGAGGCUGACAUGUAAAGGUAAUUUAAAAUGGAACUUUCCUGUCCCAAGAUGCGAAUCUGUUUGUCCUUCGCUAAAUUUACUAGAGCAUGGAAAGAUAACGCCCGAGAUAUGCACAACUCCGGGCACAAGAGUAAGCGAAGGAACUGUCUGUACUUACAGAUGUCUUCAAACUGAGCUUGUUUUAACCACCAUUUCAAGUGGUAGAACAUGUACCAGUGAUGGAAGUUGGAGUGGAAAAAAACCAUACUGUGUUAAGCCAUGUCCGAUUCAUAAUGCCCCAGUAGGCGGAACGGUGAUCCCGUCUCAAUGCGAGGAGACGAUAUCUUUAAAGGAUAUGGUUUGUGCAUUUUCUUGUGAUGAAAAUCUGGUUCAUAUUGGUUCGAAGCACCGUAUUUGUUUGAACAAUGGUUCGUGGUCUGGCGUUAAGCCAGCAUGUAAAAGUACAUGCCCAAGCCUUGAUCAUGUUCCAAAGAACGGAAUUUUAAAGCCUGCAAGCUGUGGAGAACUAAAAUCAGUCAUGGGUGAUAGUUGUUCUUUACUUUGUGAACCAGGCUUUGAUGUUAAAGGCGAAGCAUCGACGACCUGUACCGAGAGCGGAACAUGGUCAGCAGACAUUGGUAGCUGCCUAAGAAAAUGUUCCCGCUUACAAAGUCCAGAUAAUGGUUCAGUAUUGCCACGGACUUGCGAAACUACUACAGAAUUAUAUGAGGGAUAUCGGUGCAGUUAUGAAUGUAUACCUGGGUAUAUAUUAGUCGGCAUAGGUAGGCGUCUCUGCUUAAAUAACGGGAGUUGGAGUGGCAGUCAACCAAGCUGUGUAGGCACUUGCCCGCGAAUACUUGCCGACCCCGCCACCGUUGCUUACGAGCCGAUAUCGUGUACGAUUCAACUAAUGGGUGUUGGUUCAACUUGUACCGCCUAUUGUGACGGCGACCUAAGAGCAGAAUCAGGAGAAUACAUAGAGGAAUAUGUAUGCCAGGAAGAUUUAACCUGGGAUAAAGAUCCAGCUACAAGUUGUUUUGCAUAUUGUGGCACUGCGUCUGGUAUUAACGCCGAUAUAGAUUGCGGAGGCAAAGAGCAUGCAAUCGGAAGAGAGUAUGCAACCGGCCUUUUGGGGUUCAAGGUAGGCACAGUGUGCAAGGUUCUAUGUCAUGAUAGUUAUGUAUUGGGGGAUAAGGAUCCCACUGUGGAUUGCGUCCACACAUAUGGAAAUCCCAGAGAUAUAUUUUGGAGUACUGUAGGUUCCUGCAGGUUCGAACCUGAUCCGUUAAUAAUUGUGAAUCGCGCUUCCAUAAUCGGUACUUGUUUUGGAGUAGAAAACGAAAAAGUUGUUCUUGUUGAGUGGCCUGAAUGUGGCAAUCAACGUCUCUCAACUUUUUGGGUUUGGGAAGGAGCACAUCACUUAAAAAACGCCAAGACAGGUUUAUGUAUAUCGGUCUCGGACCCUGAACCGAAUCUUAUUUUAACCAUGGAAAAAUGCGAUAAAAGCGACCCAAUGCAGAAAUGGGAUUGUGAUGAAAUUGAACCUAUUUUCAUUCACUUAAAAGAUCAUGAUCUGAGAUUUCACGCUGGGAAUGGUGACCAAAAAAAUGUAGUUUUAAAAAGAGGAAGCAGCCUUCACAACCAAUUUUACACGUACAACCCCGAAACGAAAGAAGACAUUGGGACAAUUUGUUCAAGGCGCGAAUAUAUGCAGUGUCCCAAGCUACCCCUAGGCAACCACGCCAACGCUGUGUCUGCAGGAUGUGGCAGCGAGUACGUUCGCAUUGGCACGGAAUGUGAAAUAAAGUGUACCAAUCAAAACAAGACUGCAGUUGUGGUGUGUACACCAACGGGGAUAUGGGAUCCAUUGCCGAGAACAGCGUGUGAACAAAAAUGCAGCAAAUAUGAAUUCUCUGACCAACAUGCAAGGUUUUUAAACCCCGCGUGUCGACUUGAUCGUGUAUUGCCUCACACGAUAUGUACAUUGGCUUGUUCACCUGGGUACGUAUUGACAGGUUCAGUGGCGCAAACAACAUGCUCCCCCCAUAAGGGUUGGACCCACUUGACGGGAUAUGAAUGUAAGAAGUCUUGCCCGGAAAUUGAUGGAACUGAAAAUGGUUACUUAACUCCUCCCAAGUGUAACAUCGGCUCGUGCACUAUACAUUGUAAUUCAGGUUACAAAAUAAGAGGACCGAGUACAAGACAUUGCUCGGAAAGUGGCGUGUGGACUCCUUCUGCAUUUUCCUGCAUACCCGACCUUCAGUUCACAAUUUCUAACAAGAUUCUGUUCAAGGGUCAAAAACUGUGCCUUGAGGCAGUGGCUUCGUCUGUAGCAGUUAUCAAAACUAUAUGCACAGCCGGUAAUACGUUCCAAAUGUGGCGCUGGAAUUCUCACUAUACGUUGGAAAAUAUUGAAACUUCCCGGUGCUUGGCAAUGAACACGUCUGCAAACUUCCAAAAUAUAUACCAGCCUAAAGGACGAUUUUUCGACACAGACGACGAUGUAACAUUUCAAGUUAAUAGGCAUGAAGACAGCAUGGUUGUCACUAAAGAAUGUAAUGUUACAGAUCCUAACCAGCGGUGGACAUGCCAAGCCAGCGGGCUUACGCGAAAUCUGCGUUUGCAAUUAGAGAAUCAAGAUCUGAGUUUGGAUUCCGGACCAAUAUUCCGUUCGCGAUUAGGUCUUCGAAAAGGGAAUUACAAAUCUAUGCAAUGGGAGGGUAACCAUUACACAGGGUCAAGAACGCUGUGUGGCUUUCGCUUUUCGGGAGUUUGUCCACCGCUGAAAGCUCUAUAUGAAGGAACGGUGUCACCACCGGUAUGCAUGUCGGAGUUCGUUGUAGCUGGAACACGAUGCAAAUUUACUUGCAAUCCAAAAUACUCGAUCGAAGGCGAAGACUAUAUUGUGUGUGAAAGUAACGGCCGGUGGUCUAACUUACCACCGAUGUGCCUGGGGACGGAUAAAUGUGCUCCACACACCAUUCCCAUCGAGUUACAUUUAUCACCGGCCGAAUGUUCUGCUCCACGCUUACUGCCCGAGGGUUUGCUGUGUCGGGCGCAGUGUACUGGGGAUCGGGUCCUUCACGGAAAAAGCGAAUUUUUUUGCGGAGCUGCGGGAAUCUGGAGUUCUCCAUUGCCCAAGUGCAACGCGACUUGCGCAGCUCACCACCCACCAAAAAACGGCGAGGUUUAUCCGCCUCUAUGUGAAUUAGAAACCUUACCCGUUAAUACUGUAUGUAAUACCACAUGUAAUAAAGGUUAUCGUUUGCUUGGAGAUGAAACGACAGUGUGUUUGUCUGACGGAACUUGGUCUGGGCAACCAGUUUUGUGCCAAAAAUUUUGCACCCCACAUCCUAGUCUUAACAAUGGAACAGUUAUACCUGAACACUGUACUCUUACAGAAAGCCAAAAUGCUUAUACUUGUUUAUUCCGAUGCAAUUAUGGCUUUGUUUUGGCUGGUUCGCCAAAGUCACGGUGCAGUUACGGGACGUGGUCGACCACUGGACAAAAAUGCGUUAAAGACAGUUGUGACAGAAUACACGACCCCCAGGUUGUGGAAAACACGAUUUAUUCCGGGACGAAGAAUGGAGCAAUAGUAACCAAUACGGUAGUUCAAAUAGUAUGUAGGCCUGGUUAUGAAGUAAAUGGGCCUUCAAAAAAGGUUUGCCUUCCGACUGGUUCAUGGUCGGGCGGUAACGCGACUUGUGAAUUGAUCAAAUGUGGACAUUUAAAUAAGCUCUAUCACGGAAAAGUUACGCCCGAGAUAUGUACACAAACUAGCCCGGGUGUCUUGCCAGGAACAACCUGUUAUUUCGCUUGCAAUGAAGGGUAUCUGUUGGUUGGUAUUUCUUCAGCGCUGUGCCAAGACCACGGCAUCUGGCCCAAAGAUCUGUCCGUUGAGUGCCAAGAUGUACGACAAACCGCAUACCAUGUUACGUUUAUAAUCACGCCGGCUGUACAAUAUGACAUUGUCGAAAGAUGUAUCGAAGCAACAAAAAGUGACCAGAUGUGUGAACUAAAUCCCUGUGUUGGGAAUAACCCGUAUCAGACGUGGCGAUGGUAUGGCAGCCAGCGCGUGCAGAACGUGGCGAGUCAGGAAUGUCUCGUUAUGUCGGAUAGUAAUAUUUUGUCAAUGGCAGAAUGCGAUGUAGGAGACGAGAAACAGAUAAUUCAAUGCGACAAGAUUGGAGCACCAGAAGCAAGGUUACGAGUUAUGGUUGCCGGAUUGUAUCUUUCCGACAGUCUUGAGGGCUUAGAGUACAUAAUAAAUGAAGAAUUGAGCUGGUGGACUGGGUAUGAAGUCGACUUCACACCUACGAGAGCUGUGACUGCCGCGGGAAUGAUAAAACGAAGUAGACAAGGCCCAAUAUGUAGUUAUAUGUGUGGUGGUUUGUUUACGACAGAAGAAGGCGAUAUCUCAUCUCCAAGUUAUCCAAACAAAUACCCAACUAACGUACAUUGUCAGUGGAUCAUACAAAGUAGUCACGAAGACGACUUAAUACAAGUUGACUUUUCUAGAAUAGCUCUUCAGCAAACAGAGGAAAAAGAGACAGUAAUGGGUUGUCCACAAGACUACGUACGGGUGCGCAGUGGUUCAAUUUUCACACAAUCAACGACAGAUGUAAAACUGGUCUGCGUUUCCGAGGGCAAAUUUAGAAUUCAAUCCAAACAGAAAGCAGUUCACGUUGAUUUUCAUUCAAACAAUGUUCAAGUAGCUGGUGGCUUUACCGCACACUGGAGCAUAACUCGAAUAAUUGAACCUCCCAAAAAGUGUGGUUUCAGCGACCAACCUUUUAAGUUACGGACUGGGAAACUGGCGACAAGCUCUCUCUGGCAAGCCGCGGUUAGUUACCGCUCCCGAUACUUUUGCAAUGCGGCCAUAAUCAGCGAACGCUUCGUUCUCACCACCUACAAAUGCGUGUCUUAUAUGAGAGGUGACCCUCCAAAAUCCAUCGAUGAACUAAGGGUAAUAUACGGACUUUCAACUCAGCGUGAGCUUUUAAAACGCCUUGACAGCAAAACAUUUACAGAAGUCCAGCAUAUAUUUUCAAACGGAACUGUCCAUGAUGUUUGUUUGGUCAUGACAAAAACUAAAAUAUUGUUUUCUGAUCAAAUUCAACCGAUCUGUCUGGAAGAAAUAAAAGCUGGUACUAUAGUUGUUCCUGAGGAGUCCGAAUGUUGGGCCACGAAGUGGAGCUUAGACAUGUUUACUAACAUAAUGUCACACUGGAGGUUUACAGGGUUCGCAAAACUUAGAGUGAUUUCAAAUGAAGUCUGUUUUGAACGGUACCGAGAUACUUUCCGUUUUGUGGACAAAGAAAGGCGGCAUAUAAGUAUUUGUUUGGCACACGAAACAAACUCAGGAAACAGCACAAUUCCAGUUGGUUCGCUUAUGGAUCUGCUGCGGCAAAAUAAUAACUUCAUAGUUCAAUGUCGCAGUAACAACCAUUGGUAUGUAGUUGGAACAUCAAUGGCUUUCUUAUCAGGUGAUGCAAUCCUGGUCACCAGAAUAUUCCAUUACAAUGAGUGGAUUUCAAGUACAAUGGAAAAUGCGGACAUUUUAUUUCGUGAAAGUGCUUUGAAAUACAACACAAACUGA